AUGGUGGUUGCGGGCGCGAAAGAGGACACCAAGGCCGACAGUCUGAAACUUUUUACCAGGGAGGAAGUGUCGAAGCAUAAUGCAAAGUCUUCCACAUGGUUGACUCUAGACAAUAAAGUGUACGACGUGACAGCAUUUUUGGAAGAGCAUCCAGGAGGAAUCGAGGUUCUUUUGGAAAAUGCCGGCAGAGACGCGACCAUCGAAUUCGAAGACAUCGGUCAUUCCAGCGAUGCCCGAGAAAUCCGUGAACAUUAUCUCAUUGGUGCCAUUGUACCGGUCAGUAGUUUGAUUUUAGGUUACUUUUAG
Soboliphyme baturini is the source of this 306-nucleotide messenger RNA. Lineage: Eukaryota; Metazoa; Nematoda; Enoplea; Dioctophymatida; Soboliphymatidae. The record is from the annotation of a GenBank genome assembly.